Messenger RNA from Pseudo-nitzschia multistriata, 1149 nucleotides. The record is from the annotation of a GenBank genome assembly. Lineage: Eukaryota; Bacillariophyta; Bacillariophyceae; Bacillariales; Bacillariaceae.
AUGAGGAUUAUUUACCAGUAGUAGCUACUCUGAUUACGGUACGGGCAUUACCUCACACUACAAAAAACAAUUUUAACAUGAAUUUCGUGCUCGAAUUCUCUCAGGUUUCGUCUGAAUCCUUGCUCUCGUUAGAUUCUUAGUUUCUGCUGGACAUAUGUGCCACUUUCUUUGCAAUGACCAACGCACUUGUUCAGAUGAGGGUCCGUUUGAUGAAGCCGAGUUCACACUAAUAAUUAGGCCGCUUCCUCUACUCCUCCGUUGUCGGCGCUUUCUUCUUUACUAUCGCCGCCCUUCGCACCGCAGCAUCCACCCUUGAGUCCUAGUUUUUCGCGUUGUUCGGCACUCAGAAGGAGCAUCGGAAAGAUGCGAACUGCAGGAGAAUCGUCGUACGCCAGAUCCACUCCAAGAAGAGGGACGCUCGCCACGGCAAUGGUGAGACCGAGCAUGGCGGCCCCCAUGACCCCGGUGUAAAAGCCACAAAAAAGGCCCCAUCCUGUGACCGGAAAUUUAUCGGGUUGGAGUACCGUGAGUCCGGAGGUAAUAACACCGAGGGCCGUGACAAAGCCGUCGAGAAACGGCCAGCCCUCCGCGAGGGACAUGAAGCCACCCCAAUAUGCGGCCCAAAUGAUCGACAAGACAACAAUGAUUAUGUAGAAGACAAUCAUUUUGAGAAAGAGACCCGACUUGGUGCGCGGAAUCAAUAGGGUUCCCUCGGGAUCGAUUUUCUUCAUCAGCAUGCCACCUUUGAUGUCGAGCAAACCCUCGAUCAUCGGACCGGCGGAAACUCCGAUGAAACAGGCUAGGAUCACCUGGUGGGCAACCGCCAGGAGAUUAACAAUGGCGAAGCUUCCCGUGCCAUCAGUGGGCGGAGCCCAAUCCGUGAGGGGAAUGACAGAUCCCGUAAAGAGGGACAUCUCAAAAAAAAAGGCAUUCAAGUAUGCCGUCUUGUCGGCGAGAGCGAUCGGCCAAGCCCAAAACAAUGAAAAAAUGACACACGCCAAUGGAUAGUAUAGCAUCCAGAGAACAAACAACCGGUAUGCUGAGGAAGAGUGGAAUUUUUGUAGACAACUAGCCAUGUUGAACAAUAUUUUGCCUUUCUGAUUUUUGCAGAUAGAUUUUUUGUCUUUCGAGUAAAAAUUUAUUGUGACC